Messenger RNA from Scutellospora calospora, 672 nucleotides. The record is from the annotation of a GenBank genome assembly. Lineage: Eukaryota; Fungi; Glomeromycota; Glomeromycetes; Diversisporales; Gigasporaceae.
AUGUCAUCUAAAAAUUUAUCACAAAAAAGACCGAGAACAGCUGUUAGUGAAUAUUUGAAACACGAAAUAUAUGAAUAUAGUCAAAAUAAUCCUAACACAAGGCAAAUAGAUAUCGCUGACCAUUUCAAUUCUCAAGACCCCAACUUAAAUUUGGAUCAGACCACUAUUUCAAAGAUAUUAAAUGAUAAGUCAAAAUGGUUAGCAGUUACAGAAGACCAAUUAAGUUCUAUAGUUUUUCGGUGUAAAAAAGUGAAAUAUCCUUUAUUAGAUCAAUCAAUGAGACUCUGGGUUGAACAAAUUACUAACAGCGAAGUAAUUCUAACGGAAUUAAUGAUUAAAGAAAAGGCAGCUUCUUUUGCAAUAGAUAAUGCCUCAUCACAUUUUCAUAACCAACCUAGUACCCAUGAAACAUAUGAAUUGAAUGAAUCAAAUUCUGAUUUAGAUGAAAAAACAUCUAAUAAUUCAGAACUUGAAAGUGCAAAUAAUAGUCAUGAUAAUCAUAGUAAACAUGGUAAACAUAGUACUGGUAGGAGUAAGGGUCAUUAUGGUAGUGGUUAUGGUCAACCACGUAUUAUUCCUGAUUAUUCAAACAUAGAAUUAACUAAUAUUAAACUUGAAUUUUUACCCCCAAAUACCACUGCACAUCUGCAGCCUAUGGAUGCAGUACAAUGA